Messenger RNA from Dalotia coriaria, 3103 nucleotides. Its product is annotated as BTB-domain-containing protein pipsqueak. Lineage: Eukaryota; Metazoa; Arthropoda; Insecta; Coleoptera; Staphylinidae. The transcript is spliced from 7 exons. Gene Ontology annotation, molecular function: protein binding; DNA binding. Gene Ontology annotation, biological process: regulation of transcription by RNA polymerase II. The coding region runs from base 309 to 2231 and encodes 640 amino acids. The record is from RefSeq and is a predicted model, not a curated record. Gene Ontology annotation, cellular component: nucleus.
GCUGCGAGCAGACCGUGUACCUGAAGAGCGAGAAGUCGGUGAAAACUUAAAAGAGAGAGCACGGACGAUUAAGAGAGGAGAGAAUGAAUUUGAUCCACAACAAAAUAGUGAGCCCGUCUCUCGAAAUCGUACGGUCCGUUUUCCACGGUCGCCUCUUAUAUUUGCAUCCGUUUCUCGGCCCCCAAUAUUGCGUGUUUAAUACUCAAAUGACCGUUUCCUUGUAAUCGCUCAGAGUUCAGUUCAAUGUUCGUAAGUACGACGUUUCGUACCGGCUUCCUUAUUGCAGCCGCCGUCGAAGCUCGCUGAGAAUGUCUGGUCAACAUUACGUUCUGCGAUGGAACAACUACCAGACGAACAUGACAUCGGUGUUCCACCAGCUGCUGCAGAACGAAGCGUUCGUCGACGUGACGCUGGCAUGCAACGACUUAUCGCUGAAAGCGCACAAAGUUGUGCUGUCAGCAUGCUCGUCUUUUUUCCAAAAACUUCUUAUGGAAAACCCAUGCAAACACCCGACGAUCAUAAUGCCACAAGACGUGUGCUAUGCCGAUUUGAAGUUCAUCAUUGAAUUCGUCUACAAAGGCGAGAUUGACGUCACGCAAGCGGAGCUACAGUCGCUCCUGAAAACGGCAGACCAAUUAAAAAUCAAGGGGCUCUGCGAUACGCCAGACGAACAAGUCUACAUUGGCAACACAUCGGCGUCGACCGUCACUGGUGAAUAUCCCAAGUUGCGACGGCUCUCCUCACCGAAGCAUCGGCCGGAUUACUGUGACCACAAGAAAACCAAAGGCAAGAAGAACGACAAAGCGCCCGCCGGCAAGGAACCAGAUGCUGGUACCUCCACGACGACAACAACGACAACUGCCAAUGACGACGACUUACACCUGCAUACUGAACAAACCAAAGAGAAUGACAGAACAUUGACUGCAAGAGAUGAUGAUAAGGGAAGGAAGCGAUUGAACGCGGAACAGAAUCUUCUGAACAUGAGCAGUAAUGCUCUGCUGACUGGUCAAUUGCUAUUUUCGCAAUUUGGAGUGGAUAAUGAAGAUUUUUCACCCGACCCUCCGGCCCCAAUGGCCAUCCCCGUAGGACAUGUCGAGAUGCAGGAGCAUUCACCAACGCGGACGUUGCUAACCAAUUCGUCCUUGCAUCGCACGGAUUUAUCACGUAAGCGAUUUUAUCGUUUUCCGCAAGUACGUAGUUUCAAUUUCGCGCUCCUUUCAGACACUCACCUUAAAGACAUUAAACGAGAAAUAAAAUUUGAAACGCUCCACUCGUCGUACUCAUCCGAAUCUCUGCUGGACAUUGAUAGCCACAUGUCGGCGCACUCAAUGGACAGCCAUGACGGGCAUGAUCCAAAUAGCCACACAACAAUGAUGAUAACACCCGAGUUGACCAGUUUGAUGCCACUUGGAACAAUCAGCGAUCACAGUAUGAAAUCAAACGGGCAUUCAGAACAUUCUCACAGUUCGCGGCACAGUGCGGGGCCGAAAACAUGGACACAAGAGGAUAUGGAGCGGGCGUUGGAUGCUCUCAGGAAUCACAACAUGAGCCUUACAAAGGCGUCAUCAACUUACGGCAUUCCAUCCACCACUCUCUGGCAGCGUGCGCAUCGGCUAGGUAUUGACACACCAAAGAAAGAAGGUCCUACAAAGUCCUGGACGGAAGAAAGUCUGAAUUGUGCACUGGAUGCAUUACGCACCGGGACAAUAUCUGCGAACAAAGCGAGCAAAGCGUACGGUAUACCAUCGAGCACGUUGUACAAAAUUGCAAGACGUGAAGGUAUUCGAUUGGCAGCACCUUUCAACGCCGCGCCCACGACGUGGACACCGGAAGAUUUAGAAAAGGCUUUAGAGUCGAUACGCUCAGGACAAACAUCCGUGCAACGGGCUAGCACGGAGUACGGUAUUCCCACGGGUACAUUGUAUGGUAGGUGCAAACGUGAAGGUAUUGAGUUAUCCCGGUCGAAUCCCACGCCUUGGUCGGAAGAUGCUAUGGGCGAAGCACUGGAAGCAGUGCGCCUAGGUCACAUGUCCAUCAACCAAGCCGCGAUUCACUACAACCUUCCUUAUUCAUCACUGUACGGCCGAUUCAAACGGGGUGCCAAGUACGAUUCCGACUCCACUGACCUCAACGUCGACUCACACUCUCAGCAUGAAGGAUCGUCGAUGAUGCUCGAUUACACAAACUCGCAUAAUUCCCAAGUACAAUAUCACAAUCAUACAAAUAGCUGAAAAAAAUCACAUUAGUCGUAUUUAUGUAAUUAUCUUAUCAUCGACGUAUUCUAAGUUAUUACUACUGAUUUUCUUUGUGUUAAAUUAUUGAGAAUUACUUAAUAAGCAUGAAGCCAUUUACUUUGCGAAUCAUUCAUGUCUACGAUAGUUGCAAUGCGUCCCAAUGUGAUAUAUUUUUCAGGGACUUGACAUGAAUGAUGAGCAUCACGACGUAUAAUACGGUUACUUUUUUACGUUUGGUGAUAAAAAUUGAUCUUAAAUGAUGAGAAUUAUGAGUAUUAUUAACUAAACUGAUUACUAUAUUGGUAUAAAUUUAAAUUCGAAUCGUUUCGAGAUGAUAUUGUAAGCUGUAAGUUGCCGGCAAGGCGAACACAAAUAGAUUGUAUAAAAUAGGAAGAAGAACGGUAAUGCAAAAACGUUGUAUUCUAAGUAACUUUAAGCAUAAAUGAUUUAUGUAGAAUUUAUGAAAGGUAAAUAUAGUGCAAUAAUACUAUUGCAGUGAAAUGAUAAUUACGAUUGUUUCUAAUUGAGUAAGGCUAUUAUUUAUUUGUUUACUUAAUUUGCGCCGUUAUCGUAGUCUCAGUACUUGGACAGACACAAAUUGGUGUUAAGAAAUGUAAUGUGCCUAAUAUCGAGAAGUUUGUGUAAGACACUUAUAUGCCGUAUCUGUAACAUUGUAUAUGUACAUGCAGAUUGCAUUAUCAUAUAAUACUAAAGUAAUACACCAUAAAUGAACUACUUGUCUUGAUAACACGAACUGAAAUCUGUGUUUGUUGAUUGUCACUUCAAUUCGAAUAUUUAUUUGUUUAUUUUUGUCAUUCAUGUUAUAAAUGUUUUGUUAAUAUUCUUGAAAUAUAAAAUACACAACUCAA